AUGCAAGAUAACGAGCAUCAUUCCUACUCGGCGCCGACCGAGGAGCACCUGGACACAUUCCGCAAAUUCAUCAGCACACAGAACCAGGAGCUGCGAUCGCUGGAAUCUGCUCUCGAAGAUUCAUCCACGGAUGUUUGGGAUCCCUACCAGGACGUCGUGGGCAUCGAGCUGAGAGCUCAUGAGGACUGUCACAUCUCGACGCUGAUAGAGACAGACAGCAAGGACAUCUCCAAAGUCCUCAUCGUCUUCUCGACCGUGGCAGAGGAGUGUGCGAGGCUGGUGGACGUGGCAGAGCAGAGAUUCUUCGGCCCUCUCUCCUGCUACGGGGAGAGGUUUGACAACUCGCCGCUGCCCGAAGGAGCUGAAGUCGAGCAGAUAUCUUCCUUCAUCCCCCUCCUCGAAGAUCUUAGCCACUUCGCCGCUCGCUGUCACUCCGUGGUGGCCAACGCGCUGUCGCAGCUUGCGGGUCUGUACACCGACGAGAAGAACACCCUGUACAAGUCGUGCUUCAAGGGGACGCGCCUGCACUCCUUUCUCACCCAGCUGGGAGAACUCCUCCGCGUGCUGAUCACGCUGGACGGGCUGGUGGGCAGCAACCAGGAGCUGCAGUACCACUGGUCGGAGUACAAGCGCGUGCUGCAGAGCGCUGCGCUGGAGCCUGAGGUGUUUGGGAUGAGGCCGAAGAGGAUCGCCAAGGUGCUCAUGGCAGUGAUGCGGCUGGAGGCGGACGUGUUCAACGGCGCGAUGCUGCGGGGCUGCUGGAUGCAGGACCUGCCGUGGUACCACGAGAAGGGGGAGGGAGAGAUCAGAGCCAACAAGACGAUGCUGGAGGAGGUCACUAGCACCAUUCGCUCUCUCCUCGUCUACCUCUCCGCCCACAUCGGAGACGCCACCGAGUCCAACCACCGCAAGUGGUUCGUGGGAGUGGUAGGGCUGUUUGCGCUGUUUGCGCAGGUCAACAGGGGGCGGGAGCUGGACAGCAAGACGUACAAGUCCAUCGUCAGCUUGUCGAGCAAGGUGCCGCUCAUCGUCCUCUUCGGCCGCGCGUUCUUCGUCGUCACCGACUUCCUCCACGACGCCCUCCCGCUUCCGGCGACCAAGACCAGGGAGAAGGAGCUGGAGAAGACCCGGGCGCUGUUCCUGAAGCAAGAGGAAGCUCUCCUGCAGCAGCUGCAGCGUCUGCAGCUCGAAGUCUCUGCCUGGAUGGUCAGGAUGGAGUCCAGCUUCUCCCCUAGGGUCGGCCUCACCGAAGUCCUCAGUACCCGCGCAAACCUCCUGGUACAGGGAGUCCUGCUCGCCUCGCAGCUGGGAAACGUGGGCAAGCUGUCGCUGAGCGGGCAUCUGUGGACGAGGACGGCGAUCCGGCAGUCUAGCCUGAAGCCGCUGAUGCAGAGCUUCUUGCUCCUCAAGGCGCUGCAGCAGACCUACCACAGGAAGAGCUUUCUCAUCGCUUCCCACCUCGUCCACAUCCAGCGUUUCCUGCAGCUGCGCGUGCUGCACAUCCUGGACCCGAUCUGCAAGGACCUGGAGACGCAGAUCGCCACGGCGAGGAAGGGAGGAUGGAAGGUAGAGGAGCCCAAGGUGCACAUGGCGGCGCUGGUGACGGCCAUGUGCGACAACCUCCGAGGCCCCAACACGCGGCAGAGGAGGACGGUGGUGAACCUGGCAUGGGACCUGCUGCCGAAGAAGCAGAUCAGGGAGGGAGACGUGGACGAGGUGGGUCUGCAGCUGCGGAAGUUGGAGAUCCUGGGGAGUCUGCAGGAGAUGGUUGGGGAGGCGACGGACUGUUCUUUCCUCCUGUGGAGCAGAGGGCUGCUCCCGCUGUUCCUUGCUGACCUCCGUUCCAACUGGAAGGACGUCAACCAGAUCCAUGGGCUGAUGGCGGCGAUGGGAGACGCUGGGAGGCUUCUGAAGGAGGCGGAGGAGGAGGGGCACAUCCCGUCGAGCUCGGUCAGCAGCUUCAGCCGCUUUCUCAAGGAGACGGUGGAGUGGGAGAUCGUCACGCCCCUGAGCCAGGAGAUCGAGACUGACCUGAGGAUUCAUAUCCACAGCGCGCAGAUCUCGCAGAUGGUCAAGUCAAACCCUCUCAAGAGCGGGACGCUGGACCUCUUCGCGUGCCUGCAGCUGCAGCCCGUGUUUGUGGUGGAUGAGUUUGUGAACAUCAAAGAGAGGGUGGCGAGCUACCUGGACUCAACGUUCUACGACCUGACAACCGUGACAACUCACGACUGGAAGACAUACGCAGAAAUGAAGAAUUUAGCACAAGACAAGUACAGAUUGUCCCUCAUCGAGACGUAUUUGCCGACAGGAACGCUGGACCAGGGGCUGGACGUGUUGGAGAUCAUGCGGCACAUUCACGUGUUCGUUGCCAACUACACCUACCACCUUCAUACUCAGGUUUUCAUCGAGAAACCUGGAGAGAACAAAUACAUCCGCAGCAUCGGUAUCCAACAAGUCGCCAACUCAAUCCGCACCCACGGGAUGGGAAUCAUGAAUACGACAGUCAACUACACAUACCAGUUUCUGGCUCGCAAGCUUGCUAUUAUGUCUCAGUUUCUCUUUGACGACCAUAUCAAGUCAAGGCUUGUCAAGGAUGUCAACUUCUUUCGCCAAAACAAGAUG
Molecule: messenger RNA, 2622 nt
Organism: Guillardia theta CCMP2712
Lineage: Eukaryota; Cryptophyceae; Pyrenomonadales; Geminigeraceae
Exons: 9
Biological process (GO): endosomal transport; endosome organization
Cellular component (GO): WASH complex; endosome
Source: RefSeq, a predicted model, not a curated record